Messenger RNA from Opisthorchis viverrini, 234 nucleotides. RefSeq lists its product as hypothetical. The transcript has 2 exons. Bases 1 to 234 code for a protein of 77 amino acids. Lineage: Eukaryota; Metazoa; Platyhelminthes; Trematoda; Opisthorchiida; Opisthorchiidae. The record is from RefSeq and is a predicted model, not a curated record.
AUGACUUCUCACUCGCACUGUUCAAAGACGGGAAUGGAGUCCUUAGUCAGUGCUCGUCCGAUCUGUUUGCUUGCACUUGGGAAAAGGAGUCUGUCCCAGAGAAUCGGUCAUCAUCAUCAUUGUCAGCUCAUGACAUCAGUGCUCAACACCAAUGCUUCACUGCCGUACAGCCAUGACUUAUUUGAAAACCUUAUUGUAAAGAAAAGAAUAAAGGUGGAUGGGGGAGGGACUUAG